CUAUUGUGCGACGUUAGGGGGCACUAUGUGCCAAAUGUUGUGCUUGCACUCCAGUUUGAAGGAUUAUUACGACUCUGCAGUAGUUGCGCCGUAAACAUAAAUACGGUGACGUCGCGUGCCGUGAGCGCGUCACGGGGUCGCGACACCGGCCUGUGGACGCCGAGCUCGCAGCCUCGCACACACGGAGAGAGACCGCGCGAUCGCACAGCCCUCUCACUCAUACCUCAACACACAGCUUCCUCGUCACACUCAGCCUCACCAUCACACACAGCCCUCCCACUCAGCCUCAUCACACACAGCCCGCUCACGUCCGCCUCCUCCUCACUCUCGGAGACCACCGAUCUCACGGUGGUGCCGCUGCCGCCGCCGCCGCUGCUGCUUCCCGAGUCCCGGGCCUUGCCGCGACCGCCUGCCAUGGAGGAACCGGCUGCUGGCUGUGGACUGGUGUUCGUGUGGCGGCGGUGGCGUCGUCACGAUGGAGAGUUCGUGCCACAAGCACUCGGGACACCGCUCGUCCGCCAGCCUGUGCAGCAGGCCCUCAUCGGCACGGAGCAUGGCCUCCUGCUCACCACAGCUGGUGAGGUUUUCUUUCUCAAAAAUGUGACCCAGGGUUUGGAAGGAGAUGACGAUUCCACAUUAACACCUCGAGAAGAAGCCACGAGAAACCUCGGAGAAAAAUAUCCGCGAUCGUCGGACUCGAGCUCUGCAGAUAACACUGACGUUCCGCUAAGCGGAACACAACUCGGCUCAUUGGAUGUAAACCUGCACGCUGCAGCAGUUGCUCCCAAAAAUGCCAAGACACAAGGAGAGGAGGACAGCGCCGCUUCAGCCAAUCCAGCCUCUGAACCGUCGGAGGAUUGUCAGCAGCCUGGGCCUACGGACGGUGCCGACGUGUGGGACAUCGCUCCGGUGAGGGCCUUGCUCGGGAAGGUCGUCCUGAGCGUGGCGGUGGGGCGGACCCACUGCGGCGCUGUGUGCGCGGGCGGAGUGCCCUUCAUGUGGGGGUGCAACACCCACGGCCAGUGUGGCAGGAGCGCGCCCGACAUCAUCGGCAGUCCCGCUCCGGUGCCCACGCUCGAAGCGGGCCCUGGCCAAGAGGCGCCGCCGCUGGUCGACGUGGCCCAGCUGGCCUGCGGGGACGCCUUUACGCUGGCCCUCUCGCUUCACGGAGAAGCGUGGGAGUGGGGCGGCGUGCCAGGCAGGAGCGGCGGCAGUGACGGUGGCAGCGGCAAGGCGGCGGUGGUGCCGCCGCGUGCGGUGGAGGCGCUGCGCAGUGUCUGUGUGGUGCAGGUGGCGUGCGGUGCGCAGCACUGUCUCGCACUGGCACGGCGAGCACGGAGUACAGUGGCGGCAGCGGUGGCCGGCCCCGAGCCCGACACAUGUGUCCACUGCAGGCAACUGUUGGUGACCAUGACGGACGCAGCGGAUCACGUGGUCAUUUCCGACGAGCACCACUGCCUCGCGUCGGAAGCAGCGACGGCAUCCAAUCAGUGCGGCGGCGAGACUGAGAGGGGUGUCAUUCGUGCCCAUUAUGAUAGCUCUCUGCCCGAGGAGAGCAAGGUCCCAGUGCAGAUGGCUGAGGACAUCCUAGAGUCACAGAGCCGGCCGGUUGAGGUGGAGACGUGCAGCUUGGGCCGUGGGGAGGGGUCUCGGGUGAGGAGGAGUGUGGAGGCGGAGGAGGGCGAGGGCGGCGGGCGCAAGUGCCUGAGCCUGGUGGACGUGCGCGCUGUUCGUGAGGAGUGCUCGCGCCGCCUCUCCCUGCCCGGCCUGGUUCAGGGCCUGGCCCACGUGUCGCGCUUUGCAAGAAAGGCCGAUGGCAUCAGAGAGGGCGCCCGGCCAGGCCCCGCAACGCUGCCCAGCUCCCCCGAGGCCGAGUGGGCCUCAAGUCUGCCGUGCCUGCAGACUGAGCUGUGGAGCUGGGGCCGUGGGCUCGAGGGCCAGUUGGGUCACGGAGACUUCAACCCCAGGGCAGAGGCCGAGUGUGUGAAGACGCUGAGCGGACAGGAGAUGGUGAAGGUGGUGGCUGGAGGUUAUCACUCCAUGGCUCUUACCAGCACGGGACAGGUUUGGUUGUGGGGCUGCAACUCUCGGGGCCAUCGUGGCCAAGCGAGCUCCUCUCCGUCGUUGCCUCGCUUGCUCAUGGGCCCCCCUGCCCAGGAGGUUUGGGACCUCUCGGCUGGAGACUUUGGCUCCCUGCUACUCUGCGACGGGCCUGGACACUGCCCACGGCUCUUCCACAUGGGAGGGGAGCCCACGCUCGCGAGCGCUGCCGUCAUCCCCGUACCAGAGCAGGUUGGCCACGUGUUCAGCGUGUCGCUGAGUGGGAACGUCUUCGUGUCUCUGUCGGACGGGGGCCCCUCUUUCUCCUCCGCCACCGCUGCCGCCGCCCCUGAGGGGUUUGUGGCUGCCCUGCAUGAGUUAUCGGCUACGGAGCGCGCCUGCUACCGCGAGCUGCGAGCAGUCAAGACUCAUGUGCUCAAGCCUCUGCUGAACUCAGAUGCAGCUGCGGCGCUCCGAGGGUCCCCGGUGGAGGCUGCCUUCCGGGCUGUCGUCGACACCUUCCGCAGCACCUGCUGGCUGCUGGGCCAGCACGGGGCCAGCCUGGGCACGUUCCUGGGCAGCAGGCGCGACGUGGGAGACCUCUUCGUCGUCUCCCAACUCGCAACCCACACGCAGACGUUUCAGAAGUACUUCUCAUCCUUCACCAACCUGCUGGUGUUGGAUGGAAUUGAAGUAAUUUCCCGCAUAGCCGGGGAGUGCCUAAAAGUUGGUUUGCAAGCACUCAAACAGUCGGCGGAAGGACAAGCGAAUGGGCGAGCGGAUGAGGCAUCGUUGGCCGACGGGCUGCUGCGGCUUCUCUCGCGGCCGGGAGACAGAGCCCAGGAGUACGCGAGGCUCACCAAGCAGAUGUGUGGCAGCUUCCCUGGGGGGAGCACUGAGUGGCAGAGCCUGCACAAGGUCUCCAGCUGCUGGGCCGCGCUUGCCGCGUCGCUGGCUCGUGAGCGCGCCGCGGCCGACCGCACACGGCUCUUCUGGGCGGCCUGCUCUUCCAAGCUCACGGAAUCUCUGCGCAGGCCGGAGAGGCGCUUGGUGCGGGAGUCGCGCAGCUGUCCGCUCGCCCUGCACCACACGGCUCGCUUCUCUUUCCACUGGUUCAUCCUGUUCAACGAUGCCUUCAUCCACGCCCAGUUCUCCAGCCAUCAGGUGUUCCCACUCAGCACCGUGUGGGCCGAGCUGUUCUCUGACGAAGACGCCACGAGACACACGCUGAGGAUAAUCACACCGGAGGAGCAGCUCUUGCUCGUCACACCAGAUGCCAAGGGCAAGACGGAAUGGCUGUGGGCGCUGAACGACACGAUCGAGCGCGCGCUCUCCAGCGCGGAUGGGUGGAUGCAUAAGGGGGGCACAGCGCUGGUCCUGGGCACCCCACCCCACCACGGGUGGGGGGGGGCGCCUCCUGCUGCGCGCACUGCCGUGCACACCUUCUACCGUGACGUGCGGCUCAAGCACGCCACCUAUGAGGGUGCCUGGGUGUGCGGCAAGCCACAUGGCCGGGGAGUGCUCAAGUGGCUCGAUGGACGAGUGUAUGUCGGCGUAUUCCGCAAUGGCCUGGAGGAUGGGUUCGGAGAGCUCUGUGUGCCGAACCAGCUUCUGGGAAAGGAUGAUGUUUAUUGUGGCCAGUGGAAAGCAGCCCGAAUGCAUGGGCAAGGUGCCAUAAGGUACGCGAACGGGGAUGUGUACGAAGGCGGCUUCAGUAACGGAGCUCGGCAUGGGCACGGGGUGCUCCGCAGCGGCUCCCACACCUCCACCUCCUCCAGCCUCUACAUCGGCCAGUGGGCCAACGACUGCAAGUGUGGCUACGGUGUGUUCGACGACAUCACAAGAGGCGAGAAGUACAUGGGCAUGUGGAUGAACGAUUGUCGCCACGGUAACGGGGUGGUAGUGAGUCAGUUUGGACUUUACUACGAGUGUGUCUUCAGCAGCAACAGGAUGGUGGGUCAGGGUGUCUUGCUGUCGGAAGACGACACGCGCUACGAGGGGGAGUUCACAGCCGACCUCGCCCUCAAUGGAAAGGGCGUGCUGACGCUGCCCAACGGGGACGCCAUCGAGGGCUCGUUUGGCGGCGUGUGGGGCGGCGGGGAGCUGCGUGUGGCGGGGACUUUCCGCAAAGCCUUCCUGCUGGAGCCGGGUCGAGCCUCGCCCACUCCACCGUGCGCAGUGGGGCGGCCUGGCCGUGCCGGUGAAGGACAAGUGGUGCGGUGUGUUUGCCGAGUGCUGUGCCUUGCUGGGCUGCGACCGCGAGGGCCACGGGGAAGCUCGCCGCGCGUGGGACAGUGUCGCGGUGGCCCUCUCCUCGGGGCGGUGCCACGGCCCUCACGGCGCUUACGCUCAGAAGUGAUGAGUCAUGCUCAGACCUUGACCAUGGAAAGCCUUGAAAUAAUCCCGCUGUACAACGUGGAGCAUCUGGACAACCGAGGCUAUGAGCAGGUCAAGGCUUACCUCACAAAGGCGUGCGACACCGUCGUGCACCCUUUGGGCCGUCUCGUGGCCACGCUGGUGACCGUUUACCGUGCCACUUACGUGGGUGUGGGUGCCAACAAGCGGCUGCUGCCGCAGGCCGUGGAGGAGGUGCGCUCCUACGCGCAGCGCAUCUUCGGCAUUGUGCGGUCGAUGCGGUCACGCAGGUUCCUGUUUCCUGGGCUGCCAGAGGAGGGACAAUGCCUGAGGCUCCCCCAGGGUGAAUCAGCGAACCCUGAGACUGCAUUGGCAACCUGUGUGGAGGAGGCAGGGGAGACGGUGACGAGCCUGGGCCUGGUGCUGCCACUGCUGCUGCCGCGCCUCUACCCGCCGCUCUUCACGCUCUAUGCGCUGCACAACGAGCGGCCCGACGACGACUUCUGGGAGCGUGUGCGGAGACUUAACAAGCAGUCGGACACGGGGCUGCUUUCCUUCCUCGGGGUGCAGCAGAAAUUUUGGCCCCUGAGUGAGUCAAUGCUCACAGACAAUCAGCAUAGACUGUCGGAGCUGCGUGACGUCUGCUUCGCGGAAGCCGUCGAUUCACUCCAGCAAAUCAGCACAACGUUUACGCCGGAGGACAAGCUCUCCGUCAUCCAGCGCACUUUUGAGCAGAUCAACGGCGCGCUGCGCGGGGUGGUGCAGCCCGACUACGUGUGGUCCAUGGACGACCUCUUCCCUGUCUUCCUGUUCGUGGUCCUGCGUGCCAGGAUCAGGAAUCUGGGAUCAGAGAUCCAGCUGAUCGAGGAUUUGAUGGACCCCUUCUUGCAGCACGGGGAACAAGGCCUCAUGUUCACCACGCUCAAGGCUUGCUACCACCAGAUCCUCCGUGAGAAGCCGACUUGAGAAUGCUCUGCUUGCUUGUCACACUACCAUGGAGUCCCAGGGGACCGGCCUUGUGUGAAACGCCGGUGGAGACGUGGGCACACGCAGUGGAGACGACACCGGGAACAAUACGGCAGGGCCCCAACGCAAUGUUUCAUGUCACAGAGUGGUCAUCGAGCAUCAUCAAUAUAACUGAAUAAGGGCAGUUGUCCACUGUAGGUACUAUUUUCUUAAAUAUAUGUGUUGCUUUAAUAAAGAUGCGCGAUCUAAGGGCUUGUUAUACAGUGUUUGUACACAGAGCUUAAAUGGUGAUUUUGAAAGUUACCUUUUGGUGGUGAAGGAUAUUGACAGGAACAUAUAAGAUGGCAUUAUAUGCCAUGUCAUGUUACUGUCAUGGAUUUCCCUCGCUUAGAAUCGUGAUCAACAUUGCCGAACAUGGCUGUUCCCAUUGAAUGAUCAGAAGCACCAUUGUGCAGAAUAUAAGUAACAAUAAAUACACAGAUGUGCCCCCUUCACAUAUCUGUCCCCAGCACAUUCAAAAUAUUAAAUUGUGUUUAUCACAUCCCAUCGGCCACAUGGAAGGCUUUUUUUCAAAUGACCGAUUUUAAAAUUUAGAAUCUGAAACACAAUUACGCGGUGUGACGCUGACCAGGAACCUCAUGGCAGCGGUGAGGCUGCAGAAGCAGCAGCAGUGAGUGGGGGUGCGUGGCGACAAACCGGCCAGGUGCUUUCUGCAGCUCUGUGCCCACUGGGUCCUCCUGCUCCACAUUGCGCGUGGCCACUCGCAGGACACGGAGUGAAAGCGGCAAGCGAUGGGAAAAGCAGCGAUCCAUGUUGGAACCACUGAGCUUGCCUCCUCCUCCAGGCUUGACUCGGACGGUCCAAGAAUUGGCAUCUUGAAGUUGGCCAAACAUCCCAAUGUGGGACCACAGAGCUUGGGCAUUUGAUGUUGACAUCGGUUCUGGCUGCCUUUCCUGCUAUGCCUGUGGGUUUUCCCCUAUACCUCUAUCAUUCUCGCUUCCUCAAUGUGGGGAUAGACGAAUACUGUUUACGUAACAAGUUAGAUUCGAAGCUUUCGUGACUGCAGGAAUUACUCUUUGGUUCUUCGGUAAAGUCACGUACAAAAUAAAAUCAAAUAAUAACAAAAUACGACAUUUUGGUUGCAACACAAGCAACCAUCAUCAGGUAAGAAUGAAUGAUAAAACACAGACACGGGAACAGCAUAGGCAGACACAUGCAGAGUGUGUGAGCAAUGUUUGGGGUUUCCUCUGGAAAAGGUGGAGACCCUCACAGACACUCUUGUAGAUAACGAGAAGUUGGUACGCGCUGGCUUAGGGAACACUUCCACUUGGCUUUUAAUUAAAAAAUAAAGGAUUGUAUUAAUUUUAUAAGAGAAGUCUUGCACACUCGUGGAAAACUGAAAAAAUGGGUGGAAAUAAAACUCUAUAUUAGUGCCUUAUUACCAGAACACAGCGUUCAGAUUAUGGAGAUUGAAUUAAUUAAUGUUUUAACAGCUGCUGGAAAGCGACAGUGGUUACUUUUCUUGCCACUGUGGAACAAUGAUAGGUUUAGGCAGCUCCUCACCUCUGUUUUGUUGUGGCACCAGUUUGUGAUUCACAGCAUGCAGGAAAACACUCGAGUUCAACAAGGCCACUAUUGUGCUGUUGCAGUUGCAUAGUUAAGAUGUUCACGUUCUUGGGUCAUACGCAGCAUCUUCAGCUGAAUAUCGCUCCCCAGUUUAGUUUGACGCAUCAGCUCACAAGUCUCACCUGAACUUAUUGGAUUGACCUGUACAGUUUUGUCUACUUAUGACAUUGCUGACUAAGAGAUUUGCAUAGACCAAUAUAAAUAAGCAUCUCCCACCACAAAAUGUUUUAAAAGUAUUUUACACACAUCUAUUCACCCACAUGACCUUCUGGAAGUGCACAAUUUCAAAAGCAUUGGAUUAACACAAGCAAACGCUGGACCGGUAUUCAACAUUCAGUGUCUCAUCAACAGAGCCAAGUUUGCUUGAACCUAUGCUGGGGAACUGUCAGAUGUUUACAGGUAACGUUUAAUGUAAAACCAUACCAUAAAAUACAUGCCACAAACCGAUGAUGAGCGUCGUCACUUGCAUUCUCCGUACGACACGAAUUAUCUUGUGGUACAUGGACUAAUAAUUUAAGGUACAGUGGGGAGGUUUUUGUGAAUUCCCCAAUUCAUGAGAAAUACGUUUCAAUCAGUUUGGCAAAUUAGAUAUUUAAACAAUCUGUCACGAUCAUCUGAGGCGGAUCGAUAAACUUAGCAAGGGGAGGGAGCCGUCCCGACGUUUCAAAGUUUUUAAAUAGGGCCUUACAUUAACAACUAAACACAUUUGUAUUUGUUAAGUGUCAAAGUAAAAUUGUUGGUGUCUCAACACGUGAGCCCUCGCCGUGCGUUGUUUUAAAAGCCCAGGCACCCACUUCCCAUCGCGUAGUUCUCCAUCGCUGCAGAAAUGUAAAUGAAACUACUGUGAAUAUAAAUUGACCUAAGUUAUGUACAAGUAUGGAUCAUGUUUUAUUUCGCAUUGUUGGUUUUAAGAAUUGUACAGUUGUGUGCGGGAGGGGGGGGGGAUUCCGCUAAAAUGUUUACAAUAAAGACUUAAAUGUGGACUGAUAGGAAUACGGUGCUGCAUCGUAAUAACUGUAACAUGAUAUCACUGCGUUUUGUGGGUGUUACCAGUGAUGCAAUGGAGAUAUCGGUUUUUUCACUUAAAUGUCAAUGAAUACGUUAAUUUAUAUUAUUCUUACGAUUGUUUACCCAGGAGAGUCUCGCCGAGUGUCAACUUUUUCAGGGUGGUGCCAAAUGAUUGAAGUCGGGGCCAACGCGGCUGCUAUGGGUAAUACCAAUGGAACAAUUUGCGGGUAUUAUUUUUUCCUCAGAAUUGGGAUGUUUGGCCACCGGUUACAUAGCAUGGGUUUUUGUAAGCUUUGGCAGGAAAGCAGAGAAACCCAUGCUAAACCAGGGGGGAGAAUGCAGAUUCCACACAGGCUGCGUGAGUCAGGUGUCGAACCCUGGAUGCGCCGAGGUGCCACCCUGCAGCUUCACGUCUGUAGUUACUCGACCUGUGGUUUUCACUGCCAUGUCAGAAGUUGCCAUGUAUCGGAACCUCCAGGACAGUGAAGUAAACGUACCUAACCUCUUACAAGCAUUAAAGUAACCGUAAUUAAUACACGUUAACAUGCCUGAUUCGUUUUCAGAUAAAUAUGCAUAAAGGGGGUGGGGGGGGGUGAUUUGUCUCCGUGAAAUGUGUCAGGCCCAGCUUCUCUGUGAUUGGCCUCCCCUUUCUGUGACCUCUUUCCAAUCAAUAAAAUGUUAACGCGAAAUA
This is a messenger RNA of Petromyzon marinus (sea lamprey), 8686 nucleotides long. NCBI's taxonomy places the organism in Eukaryota, Metazoa, Chordata, Hyperoartia, Petromyzontiformes, Petromyzontidae. The record is from RefSeq and is a predicted model, not a curated record.